Molecule: messenger RNA, 2425 nt
Organism: Oryza sativa Japonica Group (Japanese rice)
Lineage: Eukaryota; Viridiplantae; Streptophyta; Magnoliopsida; Poales; Poaceae
Source: RefSeq, a predicted model, not a curated record
CUCCCUCCCUCGCGUAGUCAAACCUUUCCUUCUACUACUUCUCUUCUUCUUCCUCCUCUUCUCCUCCUCUCCUCGCCGAGGACGCAUCGGAAUUCAGGUGGAGGCAAGGAUUGCAUGAGCUAAGGUGAGGUGUGUCCGGCGUCGCGUUCGCGUGCGAGGUGGUGGUGGUGGUGGCUGUAGUGUGGAGGUGGUGGGGAGUGUGAGGAGAGGGAGGGGAUGGAGGUGGGGGAGAGGGCGGCGAUGGCGCUGGGAGCGGGGUUCGACCUCACGUCGGACUUCAGGCUCAAGUUCGCCAAGGAAGGGCGGCUGGUGGAGCUCGACGAGGCCGGGGCCAGGGACGUGCCCGUGCCGGGUGGCGGCGUCGGCGGCGGCGCGGCGGCGGUGCUACGCGGGGUGCCGCGCGACGUCGGCGUCGACAAGGGCGACCGCAUCCGCUUCCGCUCCGACGUCCUCGAGUUCAACCAGAUGUCCGAGUUACUUAAUCAGAAAUCUUCAGUCCAAGGGAAGGUGCCUUCAGGCUAUUUUAACACUCUUUUCGAUUUAAGUGGAGCUUGGAUGACAGAUGCUAAAGAGACUAAACAUCUAGCAUUUGAUGGAUAUUUCAUCUCGUUGUACAAGUUGCACCUAAAAACUUCUCCAUUGGUUCUUCGAGAUGAAGUUAGAAGUGCUGUUCCACCGAAAUGGGACCCUGCAGCACUAUCACGGUUUAUCAAAACUUAUGGGACACACAUAAUUGUUGAAAUGGCAGUUGGGGGUCAGGAUGUCAUUUGUGUUAAGCAAAGUCCUUCUUCAACCAUUUCAUCAGCGGACCUAAAGCUACACCUGGAAGAUCUUGGUGAUUUCCUGUUUUCUGAUGGGAGGAAUCAUUCCCCGAUACAUCGCAAGACCAGGGAUGGCAAGAGCAAGGUGCCUGAUGUUUUUGUCAGGAUGGAACAGCAGCCUAAUAACCUACAUCUUUCUAGCUACUCAGAAUCAUCAACCAAAGAUGGCCUGACAAUUACAUGCUCGAAAAGAGGUGGAGAUGCCUCUAUAGCCAGCCAUUCCAAAUGGUUACAAACCGUUCCAAGGGUUCCUGAUGCUAUAAUGUUUAAAUUUGUUCCUAUCACCUCUCUUCUUACCGGCAUUCCUGGUAGUGGUUACCUCAGCCAUGCCAUUAAUUUGUAUCUUCGCUAUAAACCUGAUCCUGAAGACUUGCAACAUUUCUUGGAGUUUCAAGUGCCCCUACAAUGGGCGCCUUUGUUCAACGAGCUUAUCCUUGGGCCUCAAAAGAGAAAAGGCUCCUAUCCUUCAUUGCAGUUCAGAUUUCUUGGUCCCAAACUUCAAGUUAGCACUUCUCAGGUAUCUAGUUCUCAUAAGCCUGUAGUAGGCUUACGGUUAUACCUGGAGGGGAGGAAGUGCAACCGGCUGGCCAUCCACGUCCAGCACCUGUCCAGCGCCCCCAGCAUGCUCGGGGACUCGCUGUCGUCGUCCAUGUCGGAGUGGCGCGAGUCGGAGGAGGUGGGCGCCGGGUACAUCGAGCCCAUCCAGUGGAAGAGCUACUCCUGCGUCUGCACGUCCAAGGUGGACUACAACCCGGAGUGGCUCAAGCGCGUCCCCGGCGGCCGCGGCGUGUUCGUCGUCACCGGCGCGCAGCUGGUGACCAAGGGGACGUGGUCGAGGAAGGUGCUCCACCUCCGGCUGCACUACACGCACGUCCCCGGGUGCGCCAUCCAGCGCACGGAGUGGGCGGCGGCGCCCGCGGCGUCGCAGCGGGGGAGCUUCCUGACGACGAUCAGCACGACGCUGAGCUCGCCGUUCACGCAGCUGCAGGCCGCCGCCGCGCCGGCGGCGCCGCCGAGGAACGAGCCGGCGCCCGCGGCGCUGCUCAACUCCGGCGUGUACCCGGACGGUCCGCCCGUGCCGCUCCAGUCGAGGAAGCUGCUCAAGUUCGUCGACAUGUCGGAGGUGGUGAAGGGCCCCCACGACGUGCCGGGGCACUGGCUGGUCACCGCCGCCAAGCUCGUCAAGGACGGCGGCAAGAUCGGGCUCAACGUCAAGUUCGCGCUGCUCAACUACGACGGCACGCAGCCGGCGACGGCGACGAUGGCCGGUGGUGAUCAAGGGCAUGGGCUGCUGAAUUGAGAUUUUCGCCGUUUGUUUGUACAUAUCACAGCAGUUCAUCACAGCUUUGCUGGUCUUUGUUAGGUUUCAUCGAUCAGGAUUUUGGUUUGGGACUUGGGAGCAGAUAGGAUUAAGAGAAUGAAUUUGUUACAGAUUUUUUUUUACUUUUUGGGCGUAUAGGAAGUGUAUAGAACAGGAGAUCCAGGACAUACAAACAAAAAAAACCAUCGAGCAGUGUGUUGGCAAUGCUCCAAUUUAUUUUCUUUUCUUGCUGUGUAAUUAGAGUCUUUUGCGUGUAAAUUAUUAUGAGUUUUGUUUGCCUGUA